Messenger RNA from Cutaneotrichosporon oleaginosum, 663 nucleotides. RefSeq lists its product as uncharacterized. Lineage: Eukaryota; Fungi; Basidiomycota; Tremellomycetes; Trichosporonales; Trichosporonaceae. The record is from RefSeq and is a predicted model, not a curated record.
AUGGCCCACAACGCCACGUCCUGCGCCUCCAAGUGGGGCGAGAACAUCAUCGUCCUGCCCCCCACAGCGCAGCUGCAAGCGCUGCUGACGGUGAUCCGCGACGAGAGGACCGGCCGUGGCGACUUUGUCUUCUACUCGGACCGCAUCAUCCGCCUGCUCGUCGAGGAGGGCCUCAACCACCUCCCUGUUGUGCCGCAGACGGUCAAGACGCCCACGGGCGUGCAGUUCCCGGGCGUCGCGUUCGAGGGCCGCAUUUGCGGCGUGUCGAUUAUGCGCGCGGGCGAGGCUAUGGAGGCCGGGUUGCGUGACUGCUGCCGCUCGGUCCGCAUCGGCAAGGUAAGCGGCUAUCGAUGUGACGAGGAGACGGCGCAGCCGAAGCUCUUCUACGCCAAGCUUCCCGACGACAUUGCGCAGCGGUACUGCCUCCUCCUGGACCCGAUGCUGGCCACCGGGGGCUCGUGCCUCAAGGCCAUCGAGGUUCUCCUCGAGCAGGGAGUCAAGGAGGAGCGCAUCCUCUUCCUCAACCUCAUCGCCUCCCCCGAGGGCAUCAAGAAUGUGCAGGCAAAGUUCCCCAAGCUCAAGGUCAUCACGGCCUGGGUCGACGAGGGCCUUGACGCCAAGCAGUACAUCACUCCGGGCCUGGGUGACUUUGGCGACCGGUGA